CUGCGAGGAGCAGCUGAGCGGCAUAGAGGGAGGGAGUCAGAGAGCGCGAGAGAGAGAGAGAGGGAGCGAAAACGAGCGCGCGCAGGAGAGUGAGAGAGAGAGAGAGAGCGAGCGAGAGAGAGAGCACGAGAGAGAGAGAGACAGAGCGGACUGUAUAAGGAAAACAGUUUCUACCGCUCUGCAGCUUCUGACAAGACGCCACCAAUAACAGGAUGUUAAUGCUGGACGGAAUGCCUGCAGUCAGAGUCAAAGCAGAACCUCUGGAAUCUGAACAAGGGUCUCCUAAAGUGCGCAGCUACCCUGAUAUGGAGGCGGUUCCCCUCCUGCUGAGUAAAGUGAAGUCUGAGCCUCCCGAAGACCUGCUCUCCUCCGACCACUUCCAGACCCAGACGGAGCCCGUGGACCUGUCCAUCAACAAGCCCCGCCCGUCCCCGCCCUCCGCCACAGCCUCGCCGAUCGCCUCGGCCUUCUCGCCGUCCUCCUCCUCGUCGUCCUCGUGCUCGUCGUCGUCGUCGCCGUCCGUCAUCACCUCCAUCGGCGGCGGCGGCAUGCCCUCGGUGCUCACGCCCGGUCCCCUGGUGGCGUCGCCUCCGUCGGGCGGCGGCGGCGGCGUUGGCGGCGGAGGGGGCCUGAGGGGGCAGCAGUUUUUGCACAUCAUCCACCCGGUGCCCCCGCCGGCCUCCAGCCCCGGCAAGAUGCCGCACGGGCACGGGCACGGCCACGGACACGGACACGGGCACAGCCACGUGCACCGCAUCCCCGUGGUGGUCCAGUCGGUGCCGCUCAUGUACACGACCGUGCGCUCGCCCGCCAGCCUCAACUCCACCAUCAUGCUGCCGCUGCUGGACGACAGCAAGAGCCACAUCAAAGCACACACAGACCCCAACGGCCUGUCGCCAAGACAUAUCAAGAGUGACAGCGAUGACGACGACCUGCCAAACGUGACCUUGGACAGUGUUAACGAGACCGGAUCCACGGCACUUUCUAUAGCGCGGGCCGUGCAGGACUCCAUGUCACCGUUUAGUAUUGAGAGCAUCCGGCGUCCACAUCGAUCCGAGUCCCCCGACUCCAAGAAGAGGCGCAUCCACAGGUGUGACUUUGACGGCUGCAAUAAGGUGUACACCAAGAGCUCACAUCUGAAAGCACACCGAAGGACACACACAGGUGAGAAGCCAUAUAAGUGCACGUGGGACGGCUGCACGUGGAAGUUUGCGCGCUCGGACGAGCUGACGCGGCACUACCGGAAGCACACGGGCGUCAAGCCCUUCAAGUGCGCCGACUGCGACCGCUGCUUCUCCCGCUCCGACCACCUGGCCCUGCACCGGCGCCGACACAUGCUGGUCUGACCGGUGCUGCCCCGCGGGUGGUCCACUUUACCCCCCCACACACACAUACACACACACACACACACACACACACACACACUCAACAGCACCCCUUAAUUGCCGCCUCCCACAUAUGAACACACACACACACACACAGACAGAUGAACAUUCACACAUGAGGCACUUUGUAUGAGAGCUGGAUCUCUCCCUUGAGAGGCUCAGCUGGGCUGAGUUUCACUGAUGCCUCUGUGGUUUAUUUGGUCUGCGCUCACACUGGAGUGAGAUGGACAGAGGACGCCCCCUCUCUUACCCACACACACACACACACACACACACACACUCACACACGCGCACACACACACACACACACACACACACACACACACACACCCUCACACACACACAGACACACACACACACACACACACACACACACACACACACACACAACUCUCGUGAAGCAGAGACACAGCAAGCCAGCUCAGGUGAAAGGUCACCUUGUGCUUGGAGUUCCAGGAAAAAAAAAACAAUUUUAAAAGGAAGAAAAAAAACAAUAGUUCACCCUCUCCAGCACUGCUCGGAAAUAUUUGGUGUUUGUUUCUUGAAGGUAGCCGAGGACGUCAUUUGGGCAAACAGAUUUCUACAAAUUUCUAUUCUUCAGUUGAUUUUGGUCUUGUUUUAUUUUUCCUUCUCUUGGCAUCUUUUGUGUUGUUCCUGUUCAAGUGGCUGCUUCUCUGCGUCAUCAUAAUGUGAAGAACUCUGCGGAAUAGGAAAGACUUGUGUGUCACACUUUAUUGUUAUUAUUAUUAUUAUUAUUUGUUUUAUUUUUUUCAAAAACAAACUAAAAAAAAAAAAAACUGGGCCACAAUUCAGACCAGAUCCGGGCCCAAUCUGGGCCACAUGAACAGACACCACGGAGCGGACAUGGACGGGCUCCUCCAGAAACAGUAUUGUUGCACAAUUCCCCAUCUCCAUCAGACCCACCCCACCCCACCCCCACUCCACCCCACCCUUCCCUCUCCCUGAGCCUCCUCCGUGUCUCUAGGCCUCACUGGGAGGCUGCCACUGGUCGCCGAUGGGCACAGGGUGGUUCCCAUGGAGACAAGCAAGGCAUCGUUAUGGAAACACGUGGAAAAAGGCACCGGCCACUGCUCCGCUUCAGCGGGCGAGGACACGAGGAGGUGAGGAGGAGAAGAGACACACACACACACCACGCACAGAAGGUCAGCAAAACAAACCAGCGAAUGAGAUUAUUAUGUGUAUCUACAAAAGACACAGGGCAGACAUUUACCCUCAUUACAGUUCCAUGGCAAUACAUUCUGUUCUUUAGGACUAUUAUGGGUUGGAUUUUUCUUUGUAGCACACACACACAAGCUAACUGAUGACAGAUGCUGUAUUGGGAUUCACGAGACUACCAAUUCAGAAGCUUUCAACAGAGGCUACUUACUUAGCACAUUUUUUUUUGUGUCAGAAGGAAAAAAAAACACAAGACAUGUUAAUGGUGCAUUUUGUGCUGUGAUUAGCGAUCCGUAAAGUGCAAUCUCUUCAAAAGUAAAUAUGGUUUCACUUUUUAGGAACGUUUUUGUUGUUUUAUGUUUGCUGUUAUCUUACUAUAUCUUGCUUGCUUUAAUAUACCAUCAAUGAAUACACACAUACAAACAGUCAAGACAUGCUAUUUUCUCUUAUGUAUACCAACAACACCCCUUAGUUAAAGCAACUUACUGGUCAGGUCAGCCAUCGGUAUUAAAUUAUACCAACUUUUAUUUGGUCUGAAUAAACACGAUGAAAAUUAUGGAUUAGAGUCAGUCAUACAUACUAUAGUGCCCAUAUAUCAGUUUCAAUCAGAUGAUGAGCAAUACUAAGCCCUUACCAGAGCAAUUUCCAUCCAGUGUAUGUGCCAGUAGGCUAACUCUAGGCUCUUGUGGUCAUAGAAAGUGGGAGAUGAAUAUGUCAGUGUUUGAAGUACAAUUUUCUAUUCAACUUUCUAAACACACUUUUGUGUCUGCCUCUCAUACACAUCUGUUUGUGACAGAUUUACUGUCGUGUUGGUUCUGGCCAAGAAAAAUGUUUUAUGAGGUUGCCCCCUGUUGGUAUGAUAGAUGUACUGCAUCUGAAUGAGACAAGGUGGAACAUUUCAGGUGUUUCAGUUUAAAUGAAAACAGGCUGGCUUGGCUCAUCCAUAGUAUUUGUUGUGAGAUGUAGGUCCACACCUGUUCAUUUACACACGAGUACACAUCUGACUCUAGUUUAUUAUCUAAUGGUGGAAGUGGAACAUUAUUGUAAGGGAUUCUUGAUUUUGCUUCUAGAUUCUUCUUUGGUUCAGUCCUGCUUCAGCAUACAGUACAUGCCCUCCAGUGGCAGCUGUUCUAGUAGGGAUCACUCCUUCACCAUGUUUGGUGCUGUGUUGAACAAGACAGAGCAUUGAGUGGGGAACAAAAUCAGUACACCAAACAAGUAGAAAAAAUUCAGCACAUUGAGCUAAUGUGUGUUUGGGCUACUGGACAGAGUAGCAACAUGUGAUGCUGUUUUCUGUGGUUCUGCUAGCUCUCUUACUGUGAACAUUUUCUCUGUUCCUGAGCAGUAAGCAAGCACACAAUCACACGGCACUGACAGUAUACCACUAUGUCAGAGUCCCUGUGUGGAAGGAAAGAAGCGAAUGCCUUUUUGAGCCAUAUCAAUAACGCUGAGUUGUCAUCUAAAUAACUGUUGUCUGACGUGGGUGUUGGUGUUGCUGUCCAAGUAACCACACACUACAGUGUCAAUGUGAAGAUAAUAUCCUAAAAGCAAUACAGUAAACUUGAACAAAAACGUGUAAUCUUGCUUUUAUGAUCUACUCUUAUCUAAUAUGCUCUAUACAUACAACAGUCUGGUCAAACUAUUGAAUAAUUUCUGAAUCACAGCACGUAGGGACGUCUUUUUUACCAACCCCAUUCUCACUCAUGUCAUAUUGUGAGAGUCAACUAAAGGGUGUAUGCGUCAGAAACAGAUCACUGUGCACAGUAACCAGAGACACCAUCUCUCACAUACAGUAUACUGCGUCCAGCAUACACAUAACUGGUACUGGUAGUGCGGGGGCGGUAUUUAAAGUGGCUGAUGCGUGCUUAGCACCUGCCAGCAGAUAUUCUGAAGAGUCCCUCAAAUCCUCUGGUUCACACGCACUUUUGGAAAGGCCAGUAGGAGAAGAAGAAGUAGAGAAGCCCGCAGGGUAUAUUGAAAGCACCUUGGAGAACAGCAGCGUAGGCUGUUAGUCAUCAAACCUCAGAUAAUGUCAUUCGAGGAUACACCAGUAUGCAAAUUUUGCUUCCCUGCAUUUUUGUUCAAUUGGAUCAGCCAAUGAGUUCCUGGUGGGCCCUCCAGUGUUGUGGUUUCACAAGGUAGUGUUACAUAAGCAGACUUUCCUGGAUUGAGCUAAUGCGGAAAGUGGAUGACAUCAAAGAUAACAUACGACCAAGCGGUUUCUCACUCUUAGUGUUCUGAAGUAUUAUCUAUUUCAUGUUAUGUUGUUAUAUAUCUACUUGUGUACACGUGAGUAUCAGUUGUAUUGCCCAGCGGGUCAGCAUAUCAUCAGCACCUUGUUUUUUAUAAACUAUGAUUUCGGGGGAAAAAAAGGAUUUCAGUUAUGGGGGGGGGGGGGGGGGGG
Molecule: messenger RNA, 4965 nt
Organism: Sardina pilchardus (European sardine)
Lineage: Eukaryota; Metazoa; Chordata; Actinopteri; Clupeiformes; Clupeidae
Gene: klf12b
Product: Kruppel like factor 12b
Exons: 6
Coding region: 213-1346 (377 amino acids)
Biological process (GO): regulation of transcription by RNA polymerase II
Molecular function (GO): RNA polymerase II cis-regulatory region sequence-specific DNA binding; DNA-binding transcription factor activity, RNA polymerase II-specific
Source: RefSeq, a predicted model, not a curated record